Molecule: messenger RNA, 4329 nt
Organism: Panonychus citri (citrus red mite)
Lineage: Eukaryota; Metazoa; Arthropoda; Arachnida; Trombidiformes; Tetranychidae
Gene: Ranbp21
Product: exportin-5-like
Exons: 1
Coding region: 511-3933 (1140 amino acids)
Biological process (GO): protein export from nucleus; RNA export from nucleus
Cellular component (GO): nucleus; cytoplasm; RNA nuclear export complex
Molecular function (GO): RNA binding; nuclear export signal receptor activity
Source: RefSeq, a predicted model, not a curated record
CUUAAUGGAACAGUUUAAAUUUAAUUAUUUCUCUUCUCUAAACUAACUAAAUAUUGACUAAUUUACGAUUAACUAGUUUAAUUAAUAUUCUGUCUUCUGGUUCUCCGUAUUCUUUUCUUUCUAUUGUGAUUAAUUAUGUUAUAAAUUCGUUUCAAACUGAUUAUAUUGAUCAUCUCAAGUUCUACCAGUUAUAACUAGUUAACAAUCCCUUCUUCUUGUUUAAGCACAUUGGAUUUUGGAAAAACUGUUUUUUCUACUUUUCUUUUUUAUGUAUAAACACAAUUUCAACUGAUUUUCUCUUAUCCUCUUUCUCUUCUCUCUUUCUACACCUUUGGUUCAUUCUCUUUCUUUUCCUUAUUCUCCUGUUCUCAAUUUUAUUGGGAACAUUUGGUUAAUAUUUUAACUAACUAGGCCUAAUUCUAUUUCAUCUGGUUACUUUCAUCCAUUUCUCUUUCUUUCCUUUUCAUUUUCUUUUUCAUUUUCAUCUUCCUUCCUUCUCAUUUUCUUACAAUGACUCAUAUUUCGGCCUCUGAUGUGGAUAAUUGUGUUGUCAAAAUUACCGAAUCCAUUGAUAUCAUUCGUCGGGGAUCUGUGGUUGCUGAUCAAAUGCGAGAGGCUCACAUGGUUAUUGAGACGAUUAACAGUAACACUAAUGUUGAAUCAACUCUCCAAGUUGCCUACAAAUUGAUUACCUUUAAUGGAGAUGAAGCCUUAACCCAAUCAGUUAAACAUUUUGGUCUUCAAUUGGUUGAAAAUUGUAUCAAAUAUAAAUGGACUGAAAUCUCAGAUACAACCAAAGCUGAGAUAAAAGCAGUUCUUGAAAAGAUGAUUUAUGAGACUCUAAUUGGAAAAGAUCUCAAAUUACUUAAAGAGGGUAUAUCAAAGUGCGUGGUUGAAGCUAUGAAACGAGAAUGGCCUGGUAAUUGGUCUCAUCUGAUGACACUCAUGUUAGGACAUAAACUCAAUGAUCGAGUUUUAUUUAUUAUCGGUCGUUUAAGUGAAGAACUGGGUAUAUUUUACUCACCCGCUAAUCGAGAUAGAAGACGAGAUAUGACUAAUGAGUUGAAGAACAAUUAUCCAGUUAUUCUAACUUAUAUUGCCGAAUGUUUAAUCUCUGGUAAUAGUGACCUAUGUUCGAGUGCACUUCGCACUUUGGCUCCUUUCCUUGAAUGGCACACCUUUGAUGAGCCUCUUCUCUCUUUUCUCUGUGAUCUCUUGGCCGCUGAUAUUGAUCCAAAUCGUGAUCGUGAACAGCUUCACAUCAAAAUUCAAACCACUGACUGUCUGUUGACCAUUUUAUUUCGUAAAGGUUCAAAAAAGGAUCGUAUCAACAUAUUAGACCUGUUUACUCCUAAAAAUGUUACCUCUAUUUUUAAAUGUAUCGAUAGUAUAUUACCAAGGAUUAAUGUUAACAAUUAUCAAUUAUCCAACGAUUAUUUUACUCUUGCCAAAAGAGUCUACAGUGUUCUUACCAUGAUGGGACAAACAGCAAUUCAAUUACAUCCAGUUAAACAACUUCCCAUGGAAACCUGGCAAAUAUAUACACAGAAGAUGCAUUCACUUUUUUACAUUGAUAAUUAUAUUCUUAACGCUUUUGUCCUACAAUUUUGGAGAGAUUUGGCCAAAAGCAAGGAACAUCAGACCAUCAUCACGGAGCCUCUUUUAACCAGUUUACUUUCAAUUAUACCAGAGAAAUUAUAUAAACGACCCUUUGGUGAUCCAUCAAUUCCUAUGGAGUUUGAUGAUGAGGAAGAUUAUGAUGUUUUCUUUAUCAAAUUUAAAGCUGAACUAACCGACCUUGUACGUUCGUUGACACUUUAUCGUGAAGAUAUUUGUUUCAAUUUUGCUUCCAAUUUACUGAUGGCAACUCAAAUUAAAAAGGAAAGUGGACCCGAUACAAGUGCCAAUUUUAAAUGGGAAAUUACUGCUCACAUAAUGGAAGCCGUUUGUAACCGUUUAACUAAUGUUCAAGCUUUCUGUCUACAAGGAUCUCCUCUUCUCAAUAUGUUAGUUAAAUCGGAAGGAACUGAUACCAGUGUUGAAAUACUUUCCAGUCAACUAUCAUGUUUAUCUGCACUUACCGUUUUUGUACCUCAUCUUUUAUCCCAAGAACCCAAUUUAAUCAGUGCCCUUUUGGAAAAAAUGUUUAAACUUGCAGCUUAUGAACUUCCAGGAGAAAGUAAAGAUAAUCGAAGUAAAUCUGUUCGUAACCUGAGGCGUUAUGCUUGUGCCUUAUUCGUUAAAUUAACCCGAGUCCAUUCUGAAAUAUUGUUCCCUAUUUUUGACCAACUUAAGGCUCAUAUUCAUAAAACUUUUGCCCUUAAACUGGAAGCAAGUCAAACUGAGAUAUGUACUCUUAAUGAAGGUUUAAUGAUCUUAUCCAAUUGUUUCACUGAUCCUGCUCAACAAUCCUUAUUCGUUAAUGAACUUCUUGAACCUUUAAAAUGGUUCCUUGAAUGUUACCUUACACCAGCAACUUUCAUUUCAACCUUUGGUCUGGAUAAGCCAACAGUUGAACAUGAAAGCAAAGGUCAAGCUCGAGCUCAACUUAUGUAUGCCAUAUCAACCCUACUUGGUUUACUCAAACGAAUCAAACGAAAGGAAGUCCUUUACUCACCUGUAAUGGCAUUUAUGAAUCCCCUGUGUAGCCUAUUAUCUAAUCUCAAUUCUUUAUGGAGACAAGAGAUGAUAAUACUUUGCCAUACCGAGUAUCAGUCAGUUGUUUUCGCUCCAAUCAGUGAAUCUGACCGAUUAUCUCUCCUGGAAAUUCAUAAUACCAACAAUAAUACUAGUCAAGAUGAAAGUGAGACUACAAGUUUGUUUAAACAUCCUGCUCAUCGAAUGCAAAAUUUUCUAUGGACUAUUCAGGAUUCCUGUUGCUCAGCAAUUGGUUGUGCUCAUUCGCUGAUUAGCCCCGAGCUAUACCUAGAAUUUAACAACAUAACCCUGGCUCUUGAUGGUUUUGAAAAUCUUCCCCUGAUGAAGCUUAAAUCAUUUAUUCGAUCUUUUCUCAAACCAUUCCUAAUCAAUUAUCCUGUCAACGAUUUAAAUAUCUUGGAGAACAAGUUUUUACCUUUUGUUAAGCAAGUUUUACCUAUACUAUUUAACCGAAUUGAUGGAACGUGUAAAAUAAUUCGAGAAAGAGAAUAUCAGAAAGGUGAAAGUGAAGUGGAAAAUGAAUUAUUGGAAGAGAAAAUUUGUCGAGCUUUGUCAAUUGAUUUUAUUGAACUUCUUAGUGGUCUAAUAAUUUCAUCUAAAGGCGGAGGACGAAAAGCUGAUAAUCCAAUGGAAGAAGAUGACUGGGAGAUGAGAGAGAUGAACGAACAAAACAACAAACCCAUUGAACAUACAGUUAGCUAUAUUGGAGAUUAUCUAAUCAAAAACAUGCCAAGUAUAAUUACUCAGAUUAGUUUCCAAUGUUUAACUUGGAGCGAUUCAACUGUCUCAUGGAAAGCGGGUGCUCUAUGUGAAGUGGUUCUAUCCCGUCUAAUUGAACAUGUUAUGGUUCGAAAUCCAGCUGAUUGUCAAUUUCUUUUAGAAAAUAUUUGUAAAUCACUUCGAUACUAUGGAGAGUAUGAACAAAAUCGUGGCAUAUGUUUACAAUUGGUGUCGACUAUUUAUGAAAAGUUAAUACUCGUAAUGCAAUUUGAUUCUGUUAAACAUUAUCUCGUCCAACUAUCCGAAGGUAACAUGGAAAAAUGGAAUGAAUUUGAAGAGAAUUGGAUUCGUAAACCACCAAUGAGCAAGAAUAUUCAAAAAUCUCGUAGAGAAGCGUUGAAAGAUUUACUUGAUCCGAUUAUCGGCAAAAGUUUAUCAAUCAUGGGACGAAAAGAGCAAGCAACCGGAGGAAAUCCAGUCACAACAAUUAGACGGAAAAAAGCGAGCGAUAUAUUCAACAAUGAGACAAUCUAUUUAUAUGAAUUGUUCAUCUAAUUUAAUCACCAUCAUCAAUUUAAACACACAAACACUCACACAUACAAAACCAACGAUAGCACAUGAAUGCAACACAUCACAAAACAGGAAAGAUGAAAAUAAAAUCGAUUGAUUGUCAACAUAAAUACGACAUGGAACCUAAAAUGUAAACUAACACCAUCUCUCCAACUCCCAGGCCCUUUCUUGACCAAUCAGCUGACUGGUCAUUUAAGAUGAGAUAAAUUUUUUUCUAAUUGAAAAUUUUUCACAUUGACAACAGAAAGAAACAAAAAGUACUGACCUACAUUGAUGGAAAGUACUAUUAGUUAAUCAUCUCUGUUUCUGUUAUUUAAAAGCCACAUUUUGAUUGUGAAAAGAUGCAAAAGUUAAUUAAACUUUAUAUUCUUAAUUGCGAAA